AUGUUACAAAGUGAGCUAAAACAUCAAAGAAAACUCGUGCGGAGCUUGAAAAAGAAAUCUCUUUGGUCUAAACAUUUGGAGGAGGUUGUGGAGAUGCUUGUUGAUGUCGUUAGUUUCAUUCAUCAAGAUAUUAUAGAAUCAUUUGGAGAUAAUGGGUUGACAUCUUCCGGCAGGGCAUCUACUAACAGACCAGAAAGGCUAGGUGUUGCUGGUCUUUCUUUACAUUAUGCUAACAUAAUUACUCAAAUUGAUAACAUUGCAUCACGCCCCACCUCUCUUCCUUCUAAUAUGAGAGAGACAUUGUAUAAUGGGUUGCCACCAACUGUUAAGAAUGCUCUUCGCUCCCGAUUACAAACCAUCGACACCAAGGAAGAGCUCACAGUUCCUCAAAUCAAAGCCGAGAUGGAGAAAACUCUCCAAUGGCUAGUUCCAUUAGCAUUGGAUACUACCAAAGCACAUCAAGGAUUUGGAUGGGUUGGAGAGUGGGCAAAUUCUGGAAACGAGUUUGGCAAGAAAACAGGCCCGCCAAAUAACCUGAUUCGAUUGCAGACAUUCUAUCAUGCCGAAAAGCAGAAGGCUGACUCCUACAUCCUCGAGCUAGUGGCAUGGCUUCAUCGUCUUGUUAGCCUCGUAACUUACAGAGAUAAUGGACUCAAGGCUCAACCUGUACAAUCUCCAACUCUCAGAGGAUCAAAUACAUUGUCAUCAAACAACAAUGCUGGAAUUCAUAAAGUCCAGCUCUCUCCGGAUGAUAAAAAUUUGUUGGACAAGGUCACGAAAAGGAAGAACUUGGCCCCCGGACUAAGUAAAAGCCAGGAAUUCACGACAGUGCAGAAUAGGAAAAAUAAGGUAUGGGCACUGAGUAGGAGCACUGGGAGCUCUCCCCGUAGAGGACUGGAACACCUGAAAGCAUUUUCUCUAACAAAUCAAAUACUUGGUCCCAAAUUCUCUCCUCCAUCUCCGCCGCGCCAUGUCGGUUUCCGCUGCCAACUUCCCAUCUCAGCCACUUCUGCCACCGCAAGUAGCAGCAGCAAUGUUUCACAAACGGCGUCGUUGUACGAACUUCUGGGAAUUCAAAUGGGCGCUUCAGAUCAAGAAAUUAAGAAUGCGUAUAGAAGAUUGGCCAGAAUCUUGCAUCCCGACGUUGCAUCGCAAGUCGGAGACGAUGACACGUCAGCAGCCGACCAGUUUAUGAGAGUGCAUGCCGCUUAUGCAACUCUAUCUGAUCCUCAGAAGCGUGCGAAUUAUGACCUAGCACUCUACCGGCGUAGGAUGGGAUCUCAGUCGCCGUCGGCCAGUGGGUUUACUGGGUACACUGCCCGGAACCGGAAUUGGGAAACUGACCAGUGCUGGUAG
Messenger RNA from Fraxinus pennsylvanica, 1356 nucleotides. NCBI's taxonomy places the organism in Eukaryota, Viridiplantae, Streptophyta, Magnoliopsida, Lamiales, Oleaceae. The record is from the annotation of a GenBank genome assembly.